This is a messenger RNA of Stomoxys calcitrans (stable fly), 1826 nucleotides long. It is a transcript of the gene Fkbp59, whose product is annotated as FK506-binding protein 59. Gene Ontology annotation, molecular function: peptidyl-prolyl cis-trans isomerase activity; protein binding. The record is from RefSeq and is a predicted model, not a curated record. The coding region runs from base 309 to 1670 and encodes 453 amino acids. The transcript has 8 exons. NCBI's taxonomy places the organism in Eukaryota, Metazoa, Arthropoda, Insecta, Diptera, Muscidae.
UUUACGUUCUUCACACACAUUUUUAGUUUAGUUCCUCAAAGCUUGUGCGGCCCUUCCAUUUUUUUGUUUCUGGCAAGUGAAGAACCUAUUAGUGCUAAAUCUUAAAAUGUGAACACCCCACCCAGAUGGUUUAAUAAGCUUAUUUACGUUACUUUAGUGCACUAAUUAUGUAUUUUGCAUCACAAUCAACAGUGCCAUCUGCCAAUUAUUUUGUUCAUUACUUACUUCCAUACUUCACAUUCGCCAUUAUUUCUCGAAGGAAAUUCAUAGAAGUUCUUAUUCGUCGAAGUUUUGUAUAAAAAGCUGCAAUGACUGCAGGAGAAAUUGAAAAAAUCAACAUUACUCCUGAUGGAGGAGUUCAAAAACAAAUUCUCAAAGAAGGUACUGGAGAUAGUACACCAGAAAAUGGAUGUAAUGUAUCUUUGCAUUAUACCGGCAAGUUGACGGAUGGUACAAUUUUUGACUCCAGUCUAGAUAGGGGAGAGCCUUUUGAAUUCACCCUGGGCACAAGAAGUGUUAUACAAGCUUUUGAUUUGGGGGUCAUUACCAUGAAGCUUGGUGAAAAAUGUAAUUUAAUUUGUGCUCCAGAAUAUGCAUACGGCGAAAGUGGCAGUCCCCCAAGUAUUCCGCCAAACGCCACCUUAAUUUUUGAGCUUGAAAUGCUGGGAUGGAAGGGAGCAGACGUGAGUCCAAAUAAAGAUGGAAGCAUUGAACGUUUUACCAUUGUCAGCAGCGAUAAGCGUCGCAGCCCCAACGAUGGAUCAUUGUGCAAAGCACAUAUUACUGGCAAAUAUGAUGGCAAAGUGUUCGAUGAACGUGAAGUUGAAUUCAAUCUAGGCGAAGGAAGUGAUCUUGGCCUUAUUGAAGGUGUAGAAAUUGCAAUAGAAAAAAUGGUUGUUGGCGAGGAAUCAAGAUUUAAAAUUAAAUCCAGAUAUGCUUUUGGUACUAAGGGAAACGAACAGUUUAAUAUUCCACCAAAUGCUGAUGUAGAAUAUAUAAUAAAACUAAUUGAUUGUGAAAAGGGCUUGGAAGAUUGGAAAUUUACCCCAGAGGAGCGUUUGACACAUUCAAAAAUCUACAAAGAGAAAGGUACAAAAUAUUUCAAAAAAGAGAACUAUUCCUUGGCUCUUAAGAUGUACAAAAAAUGUGUGGACGUUUUGGAUAGCAACAGCGAUGAAGAGAGUCACAAAUUAAAAGCGGCAGCUUACAGCAAUCAAGCUUUGUGCUAUCAAAAAACCAAUGAUCAUUUUGAAGCUAAGCAAGCAUGCAAUGAAACUUUGAAAUUGGAACCCAACAAUAUUAAGGCUUUGUACCGUCGUGGCCAAUGCAAUGUUACAGUCGCCGAAUACGAUGAGGCUUUAUUGGACUUCCAAAAAGUGCUGGAAUUGGAGCCCACCAAUAAGGCAGCUCAAAACCAAAUACAAAUCUGCAAACACAAAAUCAAAGAAGCCAAAGACAAGGAGAAGAAAAUCUAUGCAAAUAUGUUCAGCAAGUUAGCAGCGGCCGAUAAAGAGCAGGAUACGCCACCAGAAAAUGAUGUUCUAGCCAAAUGUGGUGAAUGGCGAGAUGAAAAUGCGAAAUCCGAUAAAUCUGGCGAUGAAUGGACGGAUGAGGAUACCAAGCGCGAAGCUGAUUUUGCCCUUGAACGCGACAAUAUAGUAAUGAUCUAAGGGCCAGGCUGCUAUUGAAAUAUUUUCCUUAUCCUCCCAAGUGUUACCAUCGCCUGCAUACAAUAUGUCUCACUGUGUUUAAAUAUGUUUUAGAAUUUACUACUACUUAAUAAAAUGCAUUAAUAUCCUUAAAAAACAAAGCUUAGGGCCAAACUA